Molecule: messenger RNA, 1367 nt
Organism: Varroa destructor (honeybee mite)
Lineage: Eukaryota; Metazoa; Arthropoda; Arachnida; Mesostigmata; Varroidae
Product: trypsin-1-like
Biological process (GO): proteolysis
Molecular function (GO): serine-type endopeptidase activity
Source: RefSeq, a predicted model, not a curated record
GCUGAGCCUCAAGGCCACCGUUUGGUACAUGUCGACAGUUUUUGCGAGGGUUAAUUGAGGAAUUAGCUGUUGAAACUUUUCGAGACGACUCGCCCUAUUCAUUAUUCCACCGAGAUGGCAUACAGUCUUGCAUGCGUUUUACUGACUCAUAAAAAUGAAGAGGAGUACAGCAAACGACCAUUAACCCUGACCUUGUCCUCUUGGCCCUUACGAUGGAGCUUCUAUCUUCACCCACGACCUCACAAAGCGUGUCGGUACGUCGUAACGGCUACGGAAUCUGCGGCGGAGCAAUUAUAUCCCCGACCGAGAUCAUCACUGCGGCGCAUUGUGUCUCCUCGGUAUCGGCAGAACGUUACCAGAUUCUUGCGGGUGCCACCGACUUCCGCAAUUUGAAGAACUCAACUCAAGUUCGAAGGGUGUCAGAAAUCCUCAUUCAUCCGAAAUACGCUGGUCUUAUUGCUGUUCGCUAUGAUGUAGCUUUGCUGCGACUCGAUGGAGCGCUCGAUUUCGUCGGCUCCAAGGGACUUGUGGCACCGAUUUGUUUGCCCAGAAGAUCAUAUCAGGUCAAAGGGGACGUAAUCAUUACAGGCUGGGGCCGAACCAAGGAAGGUGGUAACACGUCUAAGGUUCUAAACGCUGUUACCGUUCCGGUAAUGUCGGACACCAUGUGUCGACUCUACCUUUCGCGACGGCUGGUAACAAUCCUGUUUGCGCCGUACGACGGCAGCAGUAUGUUCUGUGCUGGACGAUUUCAAGGGGGCGUCGACUCGUGUCAAGGUGAUUCCGGUGGACCAGCUGUUCAGACCGUCGAUGGACGAGCAACACUUGUGGGUAUCGUUUCUUGGGGUUUCGGUUGUGCGCGUAUGAUGUCACCGGGAGUAUACGCCGAGGUUGCUAAGUUCAUGGAUUUUAUCGAUGAUCACUCUGUUCUCAAAGGAAGCGUUGAAGCUCGAAGGAGUACGACCGUGCGACCUACUAUCAUACCAGAAGGUCUGCAAAUACACCUGCCGGCAAACCUAACACUUCUCAAGCCAUUGCUAGAAAACGAUGAAGCCGAUUAUAUCAGUCCGGAUCAACUGCCCAACAAUCGUUUGUAGUAAUAUAUUCCACAGAUUAAAAACAGGUCGACAAUACAGACAACAGCAUAUAUCUUCAUGAAUGCUGAGAGUCUAUCAUUCCAUAGUACUAUUUUUGAUAAAAUAGAAAAAUACGAAAUGCGCGUAGGGCCAAUUUGAAGGUCUUAAUAAAACCUUAAUGCAAACUGACAAAACGUCUAAUGUUUGAACGGUAUAAGGUGAAAAUUAUCGCAGAACAAGGUGUUUUUUCGAUAGUAAAACCAGAAUAUAUUUCUUGAAUCAUAUGUCAUA